CAAGCGCGCACGCGAUGGUCCCAGCGCGCGCUUGAGAGAGCGCUUGUCCUCGCGCAGCGCUUGUGUGGGUGUGUGUGGCACAUGGAGGAAUAGGUCACACUCUGGAAUCAGGGCGAAGGGAUCUGGAAAAAUAGGGGGAAAGCGCUGCCAUGAGAGUUGAACAGGAUUUUGAGCAUGGGGAAAAGUCUGCCAACUCGAGCCAAAUGCUGCUUAACCAGCUCAAAGAGAUCACUGGCAUUCAGGAUCUACAGGUUCUCCAGAGCGCCCUGAACGCAAGCCAAGGUGACAUCAGCCAUGCCAUCGGGCUACUGACCACUCAGGCCCCAGAGGAGGAGAACAUGCCCGAAGAGCCCACUAAAGUCAACAAUGAGAGACAGAAUGGUCCUGCUAAAGACGAUCUGCAGACCGCCAUUGAGCUCAGUCUACAGGAGUCACAGCAGGUCGAAGCAGAGAGGAUAGAGCUCCACAGGGUUCUCGAUGUUAGUGCUGAAGAGAAUGCAGCUCGCAUGAAGAGGAAGAGGUGUGAGGGGUCUGGAGAGAGCUGCAGCCCUACUGACUGGAUUCGACAAGAGGACUGGCCGGUGGGCAUCCGGAAUGUGGGAAAUACCUGUUGGUUCAGUGCUGUCAUUCAGUCACUGUUCCACCUGCCAGUCUUCCGUCGACUGGUGCUCAACUACUGCCUGUCUGAGCGAGUGCUGGAGAAAUGCAAGAGUCAUUCAGAGAAAAGAAACAUUGCCUUCAUGCAGGAGUUGCGAUGUCUGUUUGCCCUUAUGGUGGGUUCAAACCGUAGGUUUGUAGAUCCCUCUGCAGCAGUCAAGCUUCUCAGGGAUGCAUUUAGAACCAGUGAAGCACAACAGGAUGUCAGUGAAUUCACACACAAGUUGCUUGAUUGGCUAGAGGAUGCUUUCCAACUGGCUGCUAAUGGAACUAACCCAGAUGAUAAACAAAACAACCCAAUGGUGCAGCUGUUUUAUGGAACAUUUGUGGCCGAGAGACUUCAUGAAGGAAAGAUUGUGUCCAACAUUGAGCAAUUUGGACAAUACCCUCUCCAAGUAAAUGGCUUCAAUAACUUAGAUGAAUGUUUGGAGGGUGCUAUGGUUGAAGGAGAGAUUGAGUCCCUUCAUUCAGAUCAGACAAUUUCCUCCGGUCAGGAGAGGUGGUUCUCCAAGCUACCACCAGUAUUGACCUUUGAGCUGUCCAGAUUUGAGUUUAAUCAGUCUUUAGGGCGACCAGAAAAAAUACACAAAAAACUGGAGUUCCCCCAAGUGAUCUAUAUGGACAGAUACCUUCACAAAAAUGUUGAACAGACCCAUGGUAGAAGAGGAGAGGUCAAGAGACUCAAGGACCAGUUAACUGUUCUACAGCAGAAACUUGAGGGCUAUAAAAACUAUGGCUCGGGGCCAGCAAAAUACCCUUUGGCAGACAUGUUGCAGUAUGUACUGGAGUUUGCCACCACAAAGCCCACGAGUGUAUCACCUGUCACCCCAAUACCUACGAACCCUACCGUAAAAACAGAACCCAGCUCAAGUGACACCAGUCAAACAGAACCAGAUGAUGCUGGCUCGUCAAAUGGUUUUAGCUGCCUGCAGACCACUACACAGAGAAGUCCCAUACACAAGCCUUUUACUCAGUGCAGAUCCCUUAUGGAGUUGCCACUGCAACCAGCCCCCCACAGUGUGACUGAGGAGGAGCUGUACUUCGUCAGGGGCUGCAUACAGCGCUGGAGAGCAGAGGUUGAGAACACUAUAAACGAACUGAAAGCCAGCAUUGACAAGGUCAGCCAGGCCCUGGAGGGAAUGUACUCAGAUAACAGUCUGUGCCAGGUGCCCUACAGGCUACAUGCUGUGCUUGUCCAUGAGGGACAGGCCUCUGCUGGUCAUUACUGGGCCUACAUCUAUGAUCACGCUAAUAAACGCUGGCUGAAGUACAACGAUGUACUGGUUACUGAGUCGACUUGGGAAGAGCUGGUCCGAGACUCAUAUGGAGGCAUGACCAACGCCAGUGCCUACUGCCUCAUGUACAUCAAUGACAAGUUAACACACCUCAUAGCAGAGGACACAGAUGAUGAAACAGGGCAGGUUCUGAAAGGAAUGGACUCUCUCCCGCCCAUCCUGAGACGUUAUGUUCGGGAGGAUAACCGCUGGUUCCAGCAGGAACUGAGAGAAUGGGAAGAGCAGUUCUGCCAAGCCCAGCAUGAAGAACCGCAAGAACUUCAAACUAACGAUUCCACCAACACGGAAGAACCAGUCCCAGAACAACCACAGAAUCCAGAGCAAAAACCAAAACAAGAACCAGCCCAAGAACACACACAUGAAGUAACUGAAGAACCAUCUUCAGAUCCAACACCAGCACCUACACAGGAAUGUGAAGAGCCUGUGGCCAGUUCAGCAGCUCUCAAUUCAAUAUCAUCUGAACCCAAUGUGAAUGUGAGAGAGGGAAAUGAGGAGGAUGUCACAAGAAGUUUGGUACAUGGCCUGCCAGAAGAGGAGAAGCCAGAGCAGAGUCAGCAGCCUGAUGCGGAGUCAGCCUCUGAAGACAAAGCUGAUGAGGGAGGACCAGAGGCAGAAACAGACACACAGCCCCAGCCAGAGGCCUCAUCCACAGAGGAAAACCCAGCCGCAGUCACACGCAGGCAGCCUGAGAAUGAGGUAUCUGAGGUGGAGAUACCCAAUGUAGGCAAGAUUCUGGUGCGCACUGAUGCAGAUGGCUACAAUGAGGAGAUGAUGCUAACCCCAGCCAUGCAGGGUGUUAUUCUUGCUAUUGCCAAAGCAAGACAAGCCUUUGACAAAGAUGGGCCAGAAGCAGGACUCAUUAAGGCGUUCCAUGAGGAAUAUUCCAGAUUGCAUGAGCUGUCCCAGGAGGAAGCUACACCCCAGCAAGACCCUCGACUCCAGCAUGUACUGGUCUACCUCUUCCAGAAUCAGGCGCCUAACCGUAUCAUUGAGAGGACAUUAUUGGAGCAGUUUGCAGAUCGUAACCUGAGUUUUGAUGAUAGGGCCAUCAGUAUCAUGAGAGAGGCCAGAACUAAACUUCGUCUCAUUAAACCAGAAGACAUGGACAUGGAUGAGUAUUUGCAAUGGCAUGAUGACUACAGCAUGUUCAAGACAGUGUUUGCCUACCUGUUGACAGGUCUUGAGCAGUAUCAGAAUGGAAAAAUAAGAGAAGCACUGAAUUAUCUUGCACAUGCACACCAGGACAACUUAGUCCUUCUCAGAAAAGGGGAAAAGAAAGGAGUGGACCAGUCGCUUAUUGCACUUUACAGGAGAAGAUGUCUAAAAGAGCUUAAUGACAAGGCAGCCACACUCUUUAAAAGUCAAGAUGUGAAUGACAUAGCAGAGGGAGAGACCAUCAUGAACGAAUGUGUUAUCCCUUGCAUGCAUCUUAUGGUAAGAGACAGCAUCAGUCAAGAGGACUUGGAUGUCAUCGAGCUGAUUAGGAAUUGCUGGUGCUCCUACCUGGGCCAGGACAUGGAUGAUUCUCUGCAGGAAAAGCUCAGUGUAUUCCUACCUAGGGUCCUGGACUGUUCUGCUGAAAUGGUGGUGCUGAAGGAGCCGCCCAAAGUGAGGAAAUCCUCCCAUGAUCUUUGUAGCCGCCUUGCUGCUGUCAUGGAGUCCAUUCAUAGCACCUCAAUUGUCAUUGUGAAGUGAAGCAAUAUCCUGUGAGACAAGGUUGAAAAAGAUCACAGUACUGUCACAAGGUGAUUUAGUCUGUUUCAGCCUGAGCUCUCAAACCCUGUUUUUUGCUGCACAAUGACUAUGGAGUUUUGUGUUUCUUUUGUCAAAAAUGAUUUUGUCAUGACAUGGCACACUGUUCUGUAUGUGUUCUGAAUUCCUUGAAGGGAUAUUUGAUUGGCUGAUCUCACUCUUUGUAGACAUUUGAUCUCAGGAAAGAUCAAACUGAAUAAAUUUUCUAAAGAGCUGAUAUAAGACUGCAGGUUUGAUAAGAGGGCAGUGAAGGCAGAGUGUACAUUUUUACCCUGCAGUUCUCUUCACUUCAACCUAAGAAAUACAGUGUUGCAUAAAAAUAGUAUUUUAUAGAUAUUUGCUGAAGUCACUUUAUUUUAGUCUACACUUAGCUGAAGAUCCUCUAUGUAUUCUAUCUUUGUACAGUAAGUUUGUCUGAUUUUCCACUCCUUUGUUCUACCCCUCUCUUGACUUUCAAUAAAAUUUUGAUUUCUCACUUU
Messenger RNA from Myxocyprinus asiaticus (Chinese sucker), 4183 nucleotides. It is a transcript of the gene usp28, whose product is annotated as ubiquitin specific peptidase 28. The transcript is spliced from 26 exons. Gene Ontology annotation, cellular component: nucleus; cytosol. Gene Ontology annotation, molecular function: cysteine-type endopeptidase activity; protein binding; cysteine-type deubiquitinase activity. The record is from RefSeq and is a predicted model, not a curated record. Gene Ontology annotation, biological process: regulation of protein stability; protein deubiquitination; DNA damage checkpoint signaling. Bases 150 to 3647 code for a protein of 1165 amino acids. Lineage: Eukaryota; Metazoa; Chordata; Actinopteri; Cypriniformes; Catostomidae.